Molecule: messenger RNA, 2151 nt
Organism: Coniophora puteana RWD-64-598 SS2
Lineage: Eukaryota; Fungi; Basidiomycota; Agaricomycetes; Boletales; Coniophoraceae
Exons: 10
Coding region: 1-2115 (704 amino acids)
Molecular function (GO): protein binding
Source: RefSeq, a predicted model, not a curated record
AUGACGUCUCCGUCCGCCCCCGCCCCUGCUCGCGACGACGCGUCCGCAAAAGAAAAUACGUCUCCAAAGAAGAGAAUCAAGAUCACGGAAGACAACGGAUGGCGACACGUCCCUCACUUUGGGCUCAAGCCCUACUUCACCCCGGCUGCCCGAACCGAAUACGCCGAGGAGCAGUACUGCGUGAAGGAGUCUGGGUGCACUCAGGUCAAGAAGAAGUCAAGGAUGGGAUUGAAGGCGGGGCUGAAGCUGUUACCUUCGAUGCCGCUCGAUAUCCUCUUCGAGAUCUUUGGCAGGCUUAUGCCAAUCGAUCUUUUGCAUCUUGCACGCACCACCAAACCUUUCAGACGCGUCUUGAUGCACCGCUCAUCCGUCAGCGUAUGGGUGGAGGUUCUUGCGAAUGUCCCGGAUCUCCCACUGUGUCCUGAUGACAUACCCCAGCCAGAGUAUGCAAACCUGGUUUUUGACACUCACUGUCACGGAUGCUUCAAACCCAAUAUCCGCAAUGUGUACUGGCGAUUACGGGUGCGUUACUGCAGUGCCUGUGCUCGAAAGUACCUGGAGCCGCUGGACGAUAGGUUCAGGUUCAAAUAUGGUCCGAAGAUAGCGAGAUGUCUUCCUCACGAGGAGGUCUUGAGCCUCCGAGACCAGUCGUGUUGCCUAAUCGUAGACAGGGAGGCAGUCGUUGCUGCUCUCGAGAAGCUUGGUCCUGAAGAGAGGUCAGAGUAUAGGCGGCAGCAGAAAGAGAGAGCUGAUGCUAGGGGUGCCCACGCCAGCGUGCUAGAGGAGUGGGCUACGAAUCAGAUCAAGAAUCGCGAGAUUGAGCUAGAUAUCUUGCGAGAGCAACGUCGCGAAGCCAUUGCAGCUAAACUCGACCUUCUUGGCUGGAGUGACGAAAUAGUUGCGCUCCCUGAUCGUUUCGAGGCAAAGUUAUGGGAUGUGGUGGUGCUGGACGAUCAUCCACAUGUCAAACAGGCGAAACCUCUGACUGAUCGCAUCUGGGCAAACAUCGAAAGUGACAUGAUCAAGUACAUGGAGAUCAUGAAGCAGUACCGCCUUGGGAAAGAACGUCGUGCUCUCAUACAACGACGACGCACGGCUGCGUUAGAGGCAUAUUGUGAUCAUCAACGCUACAACACGGUCUAUGCCCACCUCUGGCCCGCAGCCGCCGAUUAUCUGCUGUGGGACCGCAUCGAGGCGCUCAUCGAACAGCCUUCCGAUGACGAGCUCCCAGCGGACGUCUUCAAGGAAGCCCUCCGAGACAUCGACGAUUGGAUGCCCCACUGGUGCAACCGCAGGAUCGCCGACGCCAUGGCUUCAUGCGAUACCUACAACAUCGACUACUGGUGCUACGUCGACGAGUCGUCCGAAUGGGCGACCACAGUCUUCAGCUGCAAGAAUCGUAUACACUCCUUACACGACCACGGCGUGUCCGACGCUGUUCCGCCCGCGACGCUCAUGUGGUGGCCCGAGUACAUGCACCAUCACUGUAAUCGCAUGAAGGUCCUUCCGCCAUGGGAGUUUCACAAGCACGAGGGCAUUUCGCUCGGUGAGGGAUAUUACCCGAGGACGGUGCAGAAGCCUUGGUCGGCGGAGCAUCUGCAGCCGGAGGAGAAGGCACGGAAGGUCGUUUUGAAUAUUCUCAGGACGUGUGGGUAUUCUGCGCAGACGACGACGGAGUUUAUGGACGAGAAGGAUCCGAGGCUUGUGUGUUUGAAGUGCAGCUUUGGCGGGCGCUGCGACGGCGAUAGGCAGGUAGUUGCUAGAGGGUGGCGAGAUUCGGUCAACCACUGCAUGACAAAACAUUGGGGUGAUGCGACAGUUCAAUGGGAGAAGAUAUCCGACGAGGAUGCCGAGGUUCUCCGUCGAAGCGAGGUUUGGUUGAAGGAGCAGGAUGAUUUAGCUCCUGUCUGGCGAUGUGCUCUCUGCCACGAUAAGAAAGGCGAACCGCUGAGCACGUCGAAGGAGGCGCUGUUCAAUCAUCUGAGCGAACGCCACAGCAUCAGCAGACUUGACGCAGAAUGGAACAUCAACUAUUUGCGUAACCCUGGUACUCCCCCCGUGCAACCAAAGCCCACCAAGUGUAGGCCGAAGGCUGGAACCACUGGUAGGCUCUAAUUCAGCUGCGUGAGCUAUACCUGUAGCAUACGAUCU